Schistosoma curassoni is the source of this 1122-nucleotide messenger RNA. The record is from the annotation of a GenBank genome assembly. NCBI's taxonomy places the organism in Eukaryota, Metazoa, Platyhelminthes, Trematoda, Strigeidida, Schistosomatidae.
GUGUGUGUGUGUAUGUGUGUACAUCAUUGGGAUAUUGAUAUAUAUACUGAUGUGUGUGUGUGUGCUUGUCAUAUAUGUGUACUUGUAUACAACUGGGAAAUAGUGUAGGAUACAAAUGUAAUUCAAUCAUUUGAAAGCUACAUAUGCUUGGAUAUAAAAGUAAACAUGAAUUAGGAGAAACCAUAUAGAUUUAUAUCAUCUAAAACAUUUUCACUGAAUAAUCAAAUAUUGAUUUUGAUUAGACUAAAUUUAUUAAUUAGACAUUCAUUAAUAAGUUCCUUCAAUAAAAACACAACAAACAAAAUGGAGAAUGGAGAAGAUGAAGAUGAAGAUGAUCUUUCUGAAGUAUCAUUUUAUCAAUCACAAUUACAUACAGUACAAUUAAGAAAUAAAUUAGUCAAUCAACAAUCAGGUAGUCGUGCACCAACAAUGACUAUAGAUGUUGUACGUGUUGGUAGACCAUUAAAAAUUUUAGCUUUAUUAUUAUCCUUAAUUAGUAUAUUAUUAUUUGUUGUUGGCUCAGUCAGUACAUCAUGGAUUCAUAUUCAUUUUAAAUCAAUUGGUUUAUUUCAACAAUGUGAUAGUCUAUUAAAACAAUUCAAUCUCAAUCCCAAUCCCAAUCAUAAUAAUAAUAAUGAUAAAUUAUUCAUGAAUACAGAUAAUAAUGAAUUAAAUGAGAUUGAAAAAAUUUGUCAAUUUCGUGAUUUCCUAAAUGUUAAUGUACUUAUCAUUAUUAUCUUAGAUUUGAUUGCUUUGAUCUUAGCAAUAAUUGGAAGUUCUUUACUAUUAAGUGGAAUAUUCUCAUUGAAUAUUAAACGUAAACGUACAUUUUAUCAUAUAUCAAUUGUAUUGCAUAUACUUUCAUGUAUCACAAUAUUAUCAGCAUUAAUUAUCUUAGUGAUUGAAUGUAUGAAUGAAGCAAAUCAGAAUUCAUCAUCUACAUCAUCAUCAUCAUCAUCAUCAUCAUCAUCAUUAGAGAAUCAAUCAACUAUUACAAUUGGGAUUUCGAAACUGCAAUUAGUCUCAGUUGACUAUUUACAUUCACCAAUAGCAUAUCUGCUUGGUUUAAAUGUGUUUGCAAUUUUGUUGGCACAAGGAAAAGGAAAGAAACAAGAAUUAUGA